AAGAAGCCCACUGGAACACCCCCCAACGUUUAUCCGAAGAAAUGGCGGUUGUGCUCCGUUGCUCCUGCUUCUUCACUCCCCCGAACUCCGUCCGAUCUCCGCCGUCCGAUCCUUCCACCCGAAAAUCCCAAGCUCCCGGAUAUACAUACCGUUAUGACCGAAGGCGAAUAGGACGAAGAAAUCCACAAACCUGGAUUGCAAUACAUAACCAAACGGAUUAUUUCUUUAGCAAAAGAACUCACGUGCGUCAACUUCCGCAAUCAAAGAAAGGAUUCCAUCGUAUAGGCGAGCCUUCACUACGCCACGCUCCCCGCCACGGCAAGGCCAGAUCAUUGCCCACUGCAGGGCCCUUCCAACGCCGUCGCUUCACCGUACAACACCACCGCAUAGCGUUAUUCACAUUCAGAUCGCCCGCGUUCGAGCCCCCGCGAGCAGCCCACCACUUCGCACCGCUACCACCGUUCGGUGCCGCAGAUACCUCCACGGAACACGAACAACCAGAUUAUUGCCUAAUAAUGUAG
This is a messenger RNA of Corylus avellana, 521 nucleotides long. Lineage: Eukaryota; Viridiplantae; Streptophyta; Magnoliopsida; Fagales; Betulaceae. The record is from RefSeq and is a predicted model, not a curated record.